This is a messenger RNA of Mobula hypostoma (lesser devil ray), 3097 nucleotides long. RefSeq names its product Rab9 effector protein with kelch motifs (gene rabepk). Lineage: Eukaryota; Metazoa; Chordata; Chondrichthyes; Myliobatiformes; Myliobatidae. The coding region runs from base 242 to 1375 and encodes 377 amino acids. The transcript has 9 exons. The record is from RefSeq and is a predicted model, not a curated record. Gene Ontology annotation, molecular function: protein binding.
GGGCCCCAGAUACAAGGCAGAGCCCCAAUUUGACAGCUCGCACGAGUUCACCCGCCAGCCAAAGGCUAGCACGGCCGACCAGGAAGGCGGGCGUGGAGUUAAAGGAGGAGGAAAUGCACAACUCGUUACCUUCAGCCACAAACAACCAUUACAAGUCAGCUUUUUGUGGAUGGAUGGAACUCCUGGCCUUUCACUCCUGGAUUCUGUAUAAAUUCUCCAUCGUUAGCUUUCUCAAGUGGUUAUGGGUUUGUUGCCUGUCUUGGAGCCAGAGGAAAUUCCCCAAGAAGCAAUAUGGUAUGCUCUUGUACCCAGCGGGGAGAGACCAGGUGUCCGUGUUGGUCACACACUCACAUAUAUUCCAGAUUCCUCUGGGAAAGGGAAGAUUGUCAUAGUUGGAGGAGCAAACCCUAAUGGAAGUUUUUCUGAUGCCCAUAUCUUAGAACUGGAUAGACAUGAAUGGAACGUACCUGAAUGGAAGGGGUUACUGCCACGUUAUGAACAUGCCAGCUUUGUUCCUGUGACCAUACCUGCUGGCUUGUGGCUAUUUGGUGGUGCGGAUGAAUGUGGAAACAGGAACUGUAUCCAAGUUUUGAACUUUGAAACUGGGGAGUGGAGAAACCCAGCAGUAAAUGGAACACCACCGACACCGAGAACGUGCCACAGUUCCACUGCAGCUAUUGGAGAUUGCCUCUUUGCUUUUGGUGGAGGAGACAAGGGAGCGGAGCCUGUACAAGAUACACAACUCCAUGCUUUUGAUAAAGCCACACUUAGCUGGUCACAGAUACCAACAGAGGGAGAACCACCAGCCCCAAGGCACGGGCACGUGAUGGUCAGUGUAGGCAGCAAGUUAUUCAUUCAUGGAGGAUUAGCAGGAGACAAGUUCUUCAAUGAUAUGUAUACCAUUGACACAGCUGCAGUUAAUAUGAAAUGGAAGAAAGUAAAAAUGAAGGGUGAUAUCCCAGGCGGUCGUGCAGCUCAUUCUGCAGUUUCCCAUGGAAAAUACCUUUUUAUUUUCGGUGGUUUAGAUGCCACAGGAGCACUGAAUACUAUGUACAAGUACCAUAUCGAAACACAAUGCUGGACCUUAUUAGAGUUUGAGUCACCUCUGCCUGCAAAAAGGUUGGAUCAUGCCAUGUGUGUUAUACCCUGGAAAAUGAGGAAAACUGAUACACCUACUCCUAGACCAAAUGAUAAACAAGCUGACGAGAACAAGGAAAGUAUGAGACCAAGUGAUAAUGACACACAUCCUACCCCUGUGAAUUGGUCAACCGUUCAGACAGACAGCAUUGUGCAUCUGUGCUUGAUAUUUGGUGGUAUGGACACUCAAGGUGAAAUUUACAAUGACUGCUUUGUAACCCUUAUCAAAGCCAGCUAACUGCACAUUGGUCAGUUCAACUUACUGCAUCCUGCUGCUCUACAUCAGAAGUUCUCAAUGUGGGCCAUAUCCAUGUUGGAUUUUGUAGGAGCCACAAGAAAAAGAAACUGGGCACUAUAAGAGUUUUUGAAUGGCCAUGAUCAGUUUACUAUUUUGAUGAAAUAUUACUAAAACCAAAUAAAUGUAAUUUAAUUGAAGUUGUACAAGAUGUUGGUGCGGCCUAACUUGGAAUAUUGUGUGCAGUUUUGAUCACCUACCUACAGAAAAGAUGUAAAUAAGAGUAUUGUACAGAGAAAAUUUACAGGAUGUUGCUGGGACUGGAGGACCUGAGUUAUAAGAUUGAUUAGGUUUGAACUUAUUCCUUGUAAUGUAGAACAGAGAUUUGACAGCUGUAUACAAAAUUGAGGGAUAUAGAUAGGGUAAAUGCAAGCAGGCAUUUUCCACUGAGAUUGGCGAGACUACAACGUGGGGUAAGGGUGAAAGGUGAAAUGUGUAAGGGGAACACAAGUGGGAGCACAACUCAGCACAUGUAAUGGAUACAACUUCAAUUUCAACAUUUAAGAGCUUUGAUAGGUACACAAAUAGGAGGAGUAUGUUAGGCUAUGGUCUGGGUGUUGACAAAUAAGACUAGGCAAAAUGAAAUGGUUUGGCACGAACUGGAUGGGUCAAAGGGUCUGUUUGUACUGUAGUUUUUUGACUUAAUUGGAACCCUGAAUAAAGUGAAUAUGAACAAAUGUAGAUGGUGCGAUGGUGCAAAGGUAGCAACAGUGAUGUGUGUGGCUUGUCAAUUGUUAGCUCUGCUACUGCUUCAGUGCACAAAUCUGUUCACACCUUGCGCAGCCCACUGGGCCGCGCUCCACAUCCACCCUAAAACUAACUACAGACUGGCCUUGCAGCUGAUAACCCCACCCAAUCAGUGGGAACUAGCCUUAUGUUGCAUUGUCUGUCUUCAACUAUGUCAUGCAUGUUGAAGUUUUUUUUAAAAAAAUUCACUGCUCUUCUGUACAUGACUUUUGAAGAUGGAUAACAAUCUGCCACAAUUUGGUCAUUAGCAGAACAGAAGGUUCUGAUUUAUAAAAAUCAAUGCUUUUCCAAUUAUGCUUAAGUCUAGAAAUUCCCAGGCUCUCAAAAAGAUGUCUAAAUGCACAACUCUAACUAUGUUUUUAGAAACCAGCACUUUUUGUCCAACAUUCUAGAGCCAACUGUCAAUGACCUAGUGUGCUAUCCAUGCUCACUUACCCAUUGUGAUCUUAAUUCAAAUUCUGAAUUAGUACAGACCUGGAGUAUCUAAAAUGGCACAUGAAAUCAGGUAUGGAUACUUGGGACAGUAGCUGCACUGUUAAAUUGCAAUCUGCCUUACUGCAGCAUCUGAAUGAUUAAUACAGUAGACAAAAGCAUUGAACACCUUUUUUGUAGUUUAAGAAAAUUACAGUAAAAUUGUCAUUUAGGCUUAUAACUGAUCACAGAAAUAUACCAAUUAUCUACGAUUAGUCUAUCCUACACAAAUCCCUUUUUAGCCCCAAAUUUAUCAGCUCCUGGAGUCUACCCUUCACCUACACUUCAACACCAAUUAAUCUUCUACCAGCACCUCUUUAGUACCAAUGGCAGGAAACUUGAGCAAGUUACCUGAACAAGCUUCACAGCAAUAGCACCCCAAGUCAGGACUGAAUUUGGGUUGCUGGUGUUGGUUAAAUGUAAUGGUUAAAUCACUUCAAAGAGGUU